Molecule: messenger RNA, 2753 nt
Organism: Mytilus californianus (California mussel)
Lineage: Eukaryota; Metazoa; Mollusca; Bivalvia; Mytilida; Mytilidae
Product: cardioacceleratory peptide receptor-like
Exons: 7
Coding region: 115-1125 (336 amino acids)
Biological process (GO): G protein-coupled receptor signaling pathway
Cellular component (GO): membrane
Molecular function (GO): G protein-coupled receptor activity
Source: RefSeq, a predicted model, not a curated record
GAAGAACAUCUUAACUUUCAAUUAAUUUUCACGAGGUGCAAUCUAUUAGAAUAGACAUGUAUGUGGGAUGUAAAACAAAUAUUUCUAUAUGGGCUUACUUCAAUCUAAGAAACAAUGGCGUUCGUAAGAAACUUGACAAUUCAAAUAAACGGGAGUAAAACGUUGAAUGAAACAGCGAGCAACGACACACUUCAACCUCAGUUCCUCAAAUGGAUAUCCUUGAUUAUUCUUCUUGGAAUAAUAUUUUUUAACCUUUUGUUGGUGGUGCUAUUGAUUUCAAGAAAUCCUAAAUCAAGAAUGCGAUUUUUCGUAACUAACCUAGCUAUUGCAGAUUUUUGUGUAGGAAUAUUGUUUGUACUACCUGAAACAUUAUUUAAUUGGUUUAAUGUGCCAUGGAAUCCUUAUGUGUGUUAUAUCUACUACGUUUAUUUUUCAAUGGUCCCUUUCUAUGUUUCAACGUAUGCAAUUGUUGUGUUAUCAAUUGACCGUGCAUAUGUUAUUGUAAGACCAUUAGCCGCUGCAUCUAAAGGCAAAAAAUACCGCUAUGGACUGGCAUUGUCCGCGUGGGUUAUUGGAUGUAUUCUUGCUAUUCCGUACGGAGUCUUUGGUAAAUAUGAUGAAGAGGACGCUUACUGCUUACACGAAUCACCAACAUUAGUACUGCUAUACUCAGAUCUAUCCACUAUUAUCAUAAUACCGAUCAUAGUCAUAACAGUAUGCUACAUUGUUAUAAUUAUAACAAUACGUGGUCGUGAAAGAAAUGGAUUCUUACAGGGUAAAAAUAAUGAAUCAGAUAAUGGUUGUGAUACAUAUGUACGAAAUAGAAGCAUUUCAAAGGCAAAGAUCAGAACCAUCAAACUACUAUGCAUUGUUGUAUGUGCGUACAUUAUUUGCUGGGCCCCAAUUACAAUCGCAGCCAUUUUAACACACCAUGGAAUUGCAGAAUAUGGGCUUUGGUUUAUGGUACUGUACAUUCUUGCCCCAGUAAACAGCCUUGGUAAUCCUUUAGUGUUUCUAAUUUUCAACCAGAAGAUGUUUCGUUCUAAGAAGAAAAAGACGAACAAAAAAGUAUUUAGUGGAACUACUUUUAAAUCAGAAACAGAAACGUUAGCAUUAUGUAGCUAGAUGUAUUCAUCAAUUAACAUAAUUUCAGUAUAUAUGUAUAUGAUCUGAUGGCGCAGUUCAUUAGUUUUUUGCAAAGUAUAAUUGAACGAUACGGUGUAGUUUUUAAACAUUAUAAGGUGAAAAAACUCACCAUAGAUGCCACGUUUAACAGUUUGUACGCCGGCCGCGUGUUUCGUCAACAAAAGACUUACCAGUUUAGCUCAAAUAAAAAACAAAAAACCAAAAAAUAAAAAAAUUACAAAAGUAACCCCCCCCCCCCAAAAAAAAAAGAAGUUGAUGAGCAUUUCGGACUCAAAACUACUGCAAAAUACAGCUACAGUAAAUGAUAAAAAAUGUUGAUUAUGUUUAUUUCCACACGAAUAUUGAAAAAUACCUGUUAUUGAAUACUUACGCGAAUUAAUAUCAAAAAUCAUUUAUUAAAACAAACUGACAAAACAAUUUUCCACCUAUGUCGUGCUUCAUUUCAUUCUUUUUUGUUUCAUACACGUGAUUCAUGUGCAAUAAAUCGAAAGUAUUUAACAGAUCCAGCAUUUUGAAUUUCACUCGCAACCAUUAUUUCCUAAUCUACAGGAAACACUAUCAAUAUAACGCGAACGAAACGCUUUUCUUGACAAACCUAAAUCAGGAAAGCUCAAAACCAAACAUUUUAAAACCGGAUGGAUAAAUACCUAACCAUGCUAAUGCAGAGAUAACGAGACAUAAAAGUAAUAGCCAUAUCCGUCUAAAAUCAAUUUUGCCUGAUGGAGUAAACAACCCAUAUUACACAUUAGUACAUAUCCAUGAUCCUACGGUUUAACAUUAACCGUUAUAUAACGUGUUAGUCAGUGUCACUCAAAAGUACUUUGUAACUGGUAACAGAAACUUACAUCGAACUCUGUAAUCAAAGAAGUCACAUGGAAUUCAACAAUCGUUCCGUUCUAUAUGUCCUUUUAACUAUAUGGAUACAGAGAGGUUGUUGAUACAAAAGGGGCUAUUAAACUUUUCAGUAGAAGACAAACCAGAGAAAAAAAUAAACAAAAAAAAACAAAACAAAAAAAAAACGAUGAAACGAAAUACAUGUACGAAAGUCCACAACACGUAACAUAGCAAUUCAAAUAAUGCGCAACACGAACCCCACCGAAAACCGAUCUUAGGUGCUCCGGAAGUGUAAAUAGAUUAUAACAGCGGAUUAAUGUCCGUUUAACGUGAUACGGAUAACUUGAAAAAAGUUGUAAGAAGAAUUUAUGAUAAUGAGAAGGUAAGCUAUAUGAAAAUGGUUCCCAUCAGUACCUACACCAAAGUGUAUACACCGCCUACGAUAGUAUAGUGGAAUGAUGUUUUCUGUGUAUGCGUCUUUUUGUACGUUCCUUUGUCAUGUAUUAGGUAACAUUUAAGUUUAUGGUAGGCUAAAGCGUCAGUUUAAGAUGGGAUUAAGCUUUGGUUGAAGGUAAUGUAAAGUCUUCGUUUACAGUAGGUUAAACCUUGGGUAUAACAGUUUUGUGAUCACACCAAUUUCAUGUAAAUUCAAAUUUUUAUCCUAAUUUUAGAUAUUCACUUAUCGACUGUAAUGACAACUGCAUUAAUUUAAAGUAUGAAUUUCCAAUGGACGUUUUGUUGAAAAUAACUAAAUAAAUCAUUGAUUUUUUUAA